Molecule: messenger RNA, 4915 nt
Organism: Periophthalmus magnuspinnatus
Lineage: Eukaryota; Metazoa; Chordata; Actinopteri; Gobiiformes; Gobiidae
Gene: fam193a
Product: family with sequence similarity 193 member A
Exons: 23
Coding region: 164-4681 (1505 amino acids)
Source: RefSeq, a predicted model, not a curated record
UUGAAUCUAUGAAGUCGAGCUACUCUCCGGUGGAACUGUGGACCGUUUUGGGACACUUUAAAACGUUUUCCCGUGUUCUUACCCGAGUGAUUUCGCCGGGCCUUCGACCUGAGACACUCUCAAACCUGGAGGACAAGUUGUCUCGCUGUGUUUCCGCGGGAAAAUGAGUCCAACCGACGCUAAACGAGGAGCUAAGCGCAGGAAGAACAAGCGGGGCGGUGUCAGCAGCUGCAGUGCUGUCUGCAGCAGCGGCAAGGCCUGUGCGGGGAGCUCCGGGGGUAGCUUUUUACCCCCUGGAAGCGCCAGCAACGGGAAUACAGGCUCCAUCAACGGAGAGGUCAAUAUGAACAACAGUGUGGCCCCACAGUUCACUGAAGGAGCCGUGAACGCUGAUUUCUCCAGUGUGCUCCAGACUCCAUUCACGUUUGGUCUGAACCAGCGAGCGCCAUACUCCGCAGGAGACCGCUGCCUGUUGUGUCGUUGUGAGAGGCCCUCGGACUCCGGGACCUCCGGACAGAACGGCCCCAGCGGCUCUCUACAGCUCCCCCUAUGGGUGUGUCCUGACUGCAGGCACACUGUGGAGAAGGAGGAGCGGCACACUGCUCUGGAGCAGCCCGCGGGGUGUCAGAACUUCCUGUUGCACAUGCCGAUGGGGAAUGGAGCCGUGACGCAGGAAGUCGCCCUGGGGGACAGACUGAGCAGCGCCGCCCCUCCCCUCCCCACGCUGCCCGCCCCGCCCGCACCCCUGCCCACUGACGCCGUAUGCAGCUGCGACGCCUGCAACGAGAGGCGGGAGAUCUCUGCAGAGUCUGAGAGGGAGUCCCAGCAGCUGCAGAACCACUGGUCGGAGGUGCGGUACUUGGUGCGAUGCAUUUACCGUCAGACAGGCACACCCCUGGCAGAUGACCACGAACAGCCGCUCGAGCGAGACAAGGAGGGCAUGAAGGAGCUGGUGGACAGAUUGUGUGAGAAGGACCCUUACCAGCUGUACCAGCGUCUGGAACAACAGGCCCGGGAGUACGUGCUAGAGAUGAAGGUGCGCCUGCUGAGGCACCUGUCCGUGGGGGGGUCAGGGGGCAGUGUGUCCCAGGGCCCCCCUCAGGCGCAUCAGUUCAUCUCUCUGCUGCUGGAGGAGUACAACGCUCUGUGUCAGGCCGCACGCAGCAUCAGCAGCUUCCUCCUCACUCUGGAGAACGAGCACCUCCAGAAGUUCCAUGUGACGUGGGAGCUGCACAACAAGCACCUUUUUGAGAAUCUGGUAUUCUCAGAGCCCAUCCUGCACAGCUGUUUACCUGCACUGGUCUCACAGCUUAAGCACGGCACAGCCUCUCACGACUCGUACAGUGAGGACAUGUACAGGGCCCUGUUGGAGCAGUACCAGCAGCUGCAGCAGGAAAUGGCGUCUGUGGCGGCGCAGUGGCAGGAGUGUGAGAAAAGGAUCGAUGACUACGUAGAUGAACAGCUUCUUUUCAAGGCUGAGGGCCAGAGUCUUACUUACCAAAGAACAGAACCUCAUAAGUCCCUGGUUAGCAAAAACACCUUAAAGACCAAGCAGCGGAUGUUGAAGGAGGACUGGGAGUUUUUCAAGCAGAGGAGGUUUCUGGAGGAGCAGAUGCCCAAUAAGAAGUCCAGCUCUGGAGACAACUUCACAGACACAAUGAGGAUGCUCUCCUCGCGUUUAAGUAUCCCCGACUGUCCAAACUGCAACUACCGCAGAAGGUGUACCUGUGAUGACUGCAGCCUCUCGCACAUCCUCACCUGUGGCAUCAUCGACUCUCCCAUCGCCGAGGACCUGCACAUCAAACUGCCCCUGCAGGGGGAGCCCUCCCGGGACUACCUCUCUGAGGUGCACCCUCCAAGCCUCUCUUCCGACACCUCCGCCUCCGGCUCCAACUCCAGCUCCCCCAUCACCAUCCAGCAGCACCCGCGGCUCGUCCUCCCAGACGCUGACCCCACGUUUAUUAGCGAUGACUAUGAAGUGCUCCCCUUGUCCAGUAAGUUUGGGGACAUCUACCCUUUGAGCAGUUAUGAGGACGGCAGCGUCAGGUCCUCUGUGAACGGACUUCACCAUGAGCUGAACGGGGAGGGAGAAAAGACACUAAAGACUGUGUCUCCUCACUUAACCAGCAGCAGCAGUUCGUCAGAGGGGGACGAGGAAGAGGCCGAUGGUGGGGAGCCUCCGGGGCAGCAGGGGGAGCUAGGCAAAAUUCACAGCCCCCCACCUUCAUACAGUCACCAGCAGCAGGUGGCGCCGGUGCAGCAUGCUUGCGAGUGUCACGUUUGCACUCAGGACCCAGGCUCCACCGCUCUGGGCCCUGCCUCCUGCCUGCCUCCCGGCCGCCUCCACAGCGCCCCCCCUCCUCCCACAGUGGGGCACCAGUUCUUCACAGACGCCAAGACUCCGCCCACCACCCACCCCGCUCUGCACCUGUACCCCCACAUCCACGGCCACCUGCCCCUUCACAACUUCCCCCGACCCCUACUGCACCCGACCAUGUACCCGCCAAGCCCGCCGCUGUCACACAACAAGCCCGUUCCUCCCACCCCCACGUCCAGUCACUCAGCCGCCAAACAGCCUGCCUUUAGCCCAGCCUUACCGGAGCACGUGUACCCAAACUGUUUCAGCUCACCGGCAGGCACAGGGGACUGGAACAGCUCCCUCCAGUGCCUCUCUCUCAAGUUCGAGAACCUGUGGGACGCUGCUGUUAUGAAGAGUUGGAACCCCUCUGUGCUGCUGCCAGACUCUUUACCAGGAGACAUGCUGGGACCACCCAUGGCUGACGUGCCCCUCCCCCCAGCCUCACCUCUCGGCCCCCAGGCGGACCACUGUCCCCUCCCCGCCGCCCCCUCUUCCUCCUCCGUUUCCUCGUCCUCGUCCUCCUCAUCGUGCUCCUCGACAGAUGCCAAAGAGCAGAGGAAGAGCGGUGCCAAGAAGAAGUGUCUCUAUAACUUCCAGGAUGCGUUCAUGGAGUCCAGCCGGGUUGUGAUGGCAACCUCUGCCUCCACAUCCUCCGUGUCCUGCACCGCCACCACUGUCCAGUCCAAUGAUGUCUUUCACAGUUUGGGUAAAGAGGACCACAGACCCCCCUGUUCCAGUCCCAGAGGCAGCUCCACCGGCCUGAGCUCCCUCCCCCCACUGUCAGGCCCCACCCUGCUCCCCACCCCCACCUCGCAUCUCCCCACGAUGGCCCCUCCUGCCUUCCCCAAGAUGGCUGCCCCGGCUCCAGACUUUAGCGAGACUCACCACGGCCUGUGUCUCCCCCCGGGGGAACCACCGGUGUCAUCCACAGAGGGGCCGGGCAGCACCCCGCCCAGUGUCUGCAGUGAUCCCGACUGUGAGGGUCAUCGAUGUGAGGGUAACGGGCCGUACGACGGGGAGGAGAGCCAAGACGAGGACAGCUGCUCUGAGCACAGCUCCUCCACCUCCACCUCCACCAACCAGAAGGAAGGGAAGUACUGCGACUGCUGCUACUGCGAGUUCUUCGGACAUGGAGGGCCUCCGGCCGCUCCCACCAGUAGAAACUAUGCAGAAAUGCGGGAGAAACUGCGCCUGCGGCUGACCAAGCGCAAAGAGGAGCAGCCGAAACGCGAGGAGCAGCCGCCGGUGGUGGACAGAGACGGAGGGGUAGAGGACCACAGGAGGGUGGAGGACCUGCUGCAGUUCAUCAACAGUGCAGACAGUAAACCUCCGUCCAGCUCCAAGGCCGCCAAGAGAGCACGGCACAAGCAGAAGAAGCUGGAGGAGAAGGCCCGUGUGGAGGCAGAGGUCCGUGAGCGAGAAGAGCAGAGGCAGAGACAGGAAGAGGAAGAGGCCGCGCUUCAGAAAGAACUGCUCCGCCUCCAGGAACUCCAACACCAGCGUGCCGCCAAGAAGAAGAGGAGGGAUAAGGCCAAGGAAAACAUGGCCCCCACGCACAACAACCCCCAGCCCCUCAAACAGACUGCCCAGAACGUACUCGACAGCCUCCAGAGCCUCAUCCGCCUUCCCGACCCCAAAGCGCCCAUGGGCCCCUGCCCCAACCGCACCAGCGACAAGACCCUCAGCACGGACACCGCCCUCACCCCCACCCUGCACAACAGCACAUUCCCGCACAUUGAGGAGAAUGGGAAAAGCAAGAGCAAGCAGACAAAAGUGGCUCCGAGCGAGACCCCUGCACCCAAGAAGACCCCAGAACCAGGCCCUAAACUCACCAACGGGACCCCCCCUCCACCCGCAGACACCAAAGCUUCCCGCCUCCGGCCUCUAGAAGGUCCCCUGGUCCCAAACGCAGAGGUCAGGCCCAACAACAGAAGUGGCAGCGGGAAGAGGCCGCAGCAGGCGGUAGUUCAAGUGAAGGAGGAGCGCCACAGUCUGCCGCUGAAUGACCAUUCCCCCUCCCCCCCGCCGCCCGUCUCAGCACCCCCACGGCAGGACCAGAAACCCGCCACUGCAGAGUCCCCUCAGCCAAAGUCCAAGAGCAAGAAGAACAAGAAGAAGAAGGGUGACAAGCUAAACACAUCGAUUGAUGACGUUUUUCUGCCCAAAGACAUCGACCUGGACAGCACUGAAAUGGACGAGACUGAGAGGGAGGUGGAGUAUUUCAAAAGGUUCUGUUUGGACUCUGCGAGACAAACACGCCAACGACUUUCCAUCAACUGGUCCAACUUCAGUUUGAAGAAGGCCACUUUUGCUGCUCACUGAAGUCACGGGUCACAAUCGGAACACAACUCCGCCCCCUCUCCUGGACUCUGCCCCCUCUCCUGGACUCUGCCCCCUCUCCUGGACUCUGCCCCCUCUCCUGGACUCUGCCCCCUCUCCUGGACUCUGCCCCCUCUCCUGGACUCCGCCCCCUCUCCUGGACUCCGCCCCCUCUCCUGGACUCCGCCCCCUCUCCUGGACUCCGCCCCCUCUCCUGGACUCCGAUCUCUCUCCUGG